UCAGAAAUGGGGGAGGGUAGCACAGGUAGCCUUUUGUCUGAUUUAGCUGAAAAUGCUUCUUAUGAUUGUAUACAGUUGAUGCAACAAGAAACUUCUGGAUUUUCUCAUAAAAAACCUCUUGAUAACCCUGAUUUUGAGUGUUUUGUAGAUGGAAGCAGGAAUAUGGGAGAGGAUGGCCAGUUCCACACUGGAUAUGCAGUGGUCACACAGCAUGAGGUAGCCAUUGCUGAACCACUCCCUCCGCACAUGUCUGCGCAGGAGGCAGAGCUGAAGGCACUCACUGAGGCGUGUAAAUUGGCUCAGGGGAAGAAGGUGAACGUCUAUACAGAUUCUAGGUUGGCCGGAAACCUUCCCAAUAGCCUAAGCAAAUGCCAAGAAUACGGCAAAGAAACUGAUCCUGACUUAAUAGAAGGAACUCACAACUUGCAGCCCAGAGACUGGGUGGUGAUAAAAAGACAUGUGAGAAAAGGACUAGUUCCAAGAUUCGAUGGUCCACUUCAAGAACUGUUGACCACCCACACCGCUGUAAAGGUUGAAGGAAAACCCAACUGGAUACACGCUUCUCACUGCAAGAAAGUCUUGGAACCACAGGAUGAAGGUCCUUCUGCUGAUAGUAGCUCUGACCCUGAGCGUGUCAGCAGUGUUUCGUCCACUGAAUGAUGAAUGGAACAAUGUUCUGAUACAGCACCAUCAGGUGUUGUUUGAAGGAAUGAAUGAAAAGUGACAGACUGUUGGAUCUGUACUCACAGUCCUGUGAGUUCAGCCAGUAUGCCCUA
Bufo bufo (common toad) is the source of this 776-nucleotide messenger RNA. RefSeq lists its product as uncharacterized. Gene Ontology annotation, molecular function: nucleic acid binding; RNA-DNA hybrid ribonuclease activity. The transcript has 3 exons. The coding region runs from base 7 to 660 and encodes 217 amino acids. NCBI's taxonomy places the organism in Eukaryota, Metazoa, Chordata, Amphibia, Anura, Bufonidae. The record is from RefSeq and is a predicted model, not a curated record.